AUGCUGUCUAGUUACGUCUCCGACGCAGCAGCAGCAUCAUCAGCAGCGUUGGGGGCCCCCCUGGGCCCCCUAAGCAGCAACAGCAGCAGCAGCAGCAGCAGCAGCAGCAUGGUAUCUCCGCUGCUGCGCAGCAGCAGCGAGACUUUAUCUGUGCCUUUUACAGCAGCGGCAGCAGCAACUGCAGCAGCAACUGCAGCAGCAACUGCAGCAGCAACUGCAGCAGCAACUGCAGCAGCAGAAACUGCAGCAGCUAUAGCAGCAACUGCAGCAGCAGCAGCAGCUGCUGCAGUAGCAUCUACACCACAUCUAUACCAGAAACGGCAGCAACUGCAGCAGCAACUGCAGCAGCAACUGCAGCAGCAACUGCAGCAGCAACUGUAG
Eimeria mitis is the source of this 381-nucleotide messenger RNA. RefSeq lists its product as uncharacterized. Lineage: Eukaryota; Apicomplexa; Conoidasida; Eucoccidiorida; Eimeriidae. Bases 1 to 381 code for a protein of 126 amino acids. The transcript has 2 exons. The record is from RefSeq and is a predicted model, not a curated record. Gene Ontology annotation, molecular function: ice binding.